Passer domesticus (house sparrow) is the source of this 687-nucleotide messenger RNA. It is a transcript of the gene SDHAF2, whose product is annotated as succinate dehydrogenase complex assembly factor 2. The transcript is spliced from 4 exons. The record is from RefSeq and is a predicted model, not a curated record. NCBI's taxonomy places the organism in Eukaryota, Metazoa, Chordata, Aves, Passeriformes, Passeridae. Gene Ontology annotation, cellular component: mitochondrion. Gene Ontology annotation, biological process: mitochondrial respiratory chain complex II assembly; protein-FAD linkage; mitochondrial electron transport, succinate to ubiquinone. The coding region runs from base 68 to 532 and encodes 154 amino acids.
GCCCACUUCCGGCACGCCCCGCCCCGCGGAGCCGCCAGGGGGCGUGGCCGGGGAGGAGAGCGGCAAGAUGGCGGCGGCCAGGCUCUGCUCCCUGCGCCAGCAUCUCCUGCGGGCGCUGGUCCCGCAGCGCGGCUACCGGGGCGACUGCCCCACGGACUCCGGGAAGGACGUGCUGGAGAUCCCCCUGCCCCCCUGGCAGGAGCGUCCCGACGAGCCGCUGCACACCAAGAGAGCCCGGCUGCUGUACGAGAGCAGGAAAAGGGGGAUGCUGGAAAACUGCAUCCUGCUCAGCCUCUUUGCCAAGGAGAACCUGGCGCGCAUGAGCGAGGAGCAGCUGACGCGCUACGACCGCCUCAUCAACGAGCCCAGUAACGACUGGGACAUUUACUACUGGGCCACGGAAGCGAAGCCCACGCCGGCGGAAUUCGACACCGAUGUGAUGGCCAUGCUGAGGGAAUUUGCCAAAAACAGGAACAGGGAGCAGAGGCUCCGGCAGCCGGACCUGGAAUAUCUGUUUGAGCCACCACGCUGAGGGAGGGGACGCCUCUGUCCCCGUUCCCUGGAGCAGCACGGGGACAUGGGGCUCUGGACUGGCGUUUCCACCUUCCCUGUGGUUUUCCUCCUCUCCCAGCAGCCUCUGGACACUCGUGGAAUGCUGAAUAAAACCCUGGCCUUGCCUGGCUGCUG